AUGGAUGCCGACAUAGAAUUUUUAAAUAAUGAGUGUGAUGAGGUAGAAAUUGAUAAGGAGAUUGGAGGUGAUGAAACAAUUGAAGAACCUAUGGUUGGAAUGCAAUUUUCAUCUAUAGAAGAAGUGCAUGCUUAUUAUAUGAAGUAUGGUAAGAAGAAAGGGUUUAGGGUAUCCAAAAGGAAUAUUAGACAGGAUGACGAUGGGACAGUAAGAUGGUUUUGCUUGGCAUGCACGCGAGGAGGCACAUUGAAGAGUACGGUUGCCAAUGUUAUGAAACCAAGACAAACAGUAAAGAUGGGAUGUAAGGCUAGGAUUAAUGCGGUAUUAAAUGUUGAAGGUGGAUAUAUUAUAUCUAAGGUGAUAUUGGAUCACACCCACGCCUGUAGUCCGGGGAAGGCAAGACAUUUCAGAUGCUUUAAGAAGGUUGAUGCUCGUGUCGCUAAGAGGCUUGAAAUAAAUGACAAGGCAGGAAUAAGGUUGUCCAAAAAUUUUAAGUCUGUGAUUGUUGAGGCGGAGGGUUAUGAGAAUGUAACAUUCGGGGAGAAUGAGUGUCAAAACUACAUUGACAAAGCACGACGACUUCGCCUCGGGGUUGGAGGUGGUGUAGCUUUAUACGCCCGGAGUAGAGUUAUGUAUGAAUCAUUCGGGGAUGUGAUUACAUUUGAUACAACAUAUCUUACUAAUGCGUAUAAAAUGCCUUUUGCACUGUUUAUGGGUGUGAACCACCAUGAGCAGUCAAUCCUAGUCGGGUGCGGAUUGAUAUCCAAUGAGGACGCAGAUACAUUCGAGUGGUUAUUUCAGUCAUGGUUGCAGUCUCACAUUGUUGAUACGGAGAAAUCAAAAGUACCCUACAUAGAUGCGUAUAUGACUCUUUCAGUCAGCAUGAGUUUGAUGAACACUGGUGCCUAUUCAGCCGUUAGAAGGAAGGUAGAGAAUAAAGCAAUUGCUAACUUCAAUUCCUUUAACACGGACAUUCCUUGUAUCAGUCGCUAUCCUCUUGAGAAGCAAUUUCAAAGUGCAUAUACUAAGGAGAUGGGGUGUGGGGAUGGUAGAUAUAUGUUCGUUGUUGUGGAUGAGGUUCAAAUAGAACAGUUGAAGACACAGUACCCUGGUAUCGCUGAUCAUGAUACUAGCAACACAGUUGAUACAACUCCUACGACGGAGGCUUCGACCCCUAGAGUUCUUAGUCCUUUGGUAGUUCGGAGUAAGGGAAAACCACCAUCUAAGAGAAAAGUGCACCCGCUGAGAAGAGUAUUAAGAAAUCCAGUACGAAAGGUGAUUGCACAACAACCAAGCUGA
This is a messenger RNA of Juglans microcarpa x Juglans regia, 1299 nucleotides long. Its product is annotated as protein FAR-RED IMPAIRED RESPONSE 1-like. The transcript has 5 exons. Gene Ontology annotation, biological process: regulation of DNA-templated transcription. The record is from RefSeq and is a predicted model, not a curated record. Lineage: Eukaryota; Viridiplantae; Streptophyta; Magnoliopsida; Fagales; Juglandaceae. Bases 1 to 1299 code for a protein of 432 amino acids.